Messenger RNA from Oncorhynchus tshawytscha (Chinook salmon), 1872 nucleotides. Its product is annotated as septin-7. Gene Ontology annotation, molecular function: GTPase activity; molecular adaptor activity; GTP binding. Gene Ontology annotation, cellular component: microtubule cytoskeleton; cell division site; septin ring. The coding region runs from base 304 to 1608 and encodes 434 amino acids. Gene Ontology annotation, biological process: cytoskeleton-dependent cytokinesis; cilium assembly. Lineage: Eukaryota; Metazoa; Chordata; Actinopteri; Salmoniformes; Salmonidae. The transcript is spliced from 14 exons. The record is from RefSeq and is a predicted model, not a curated record.
AUCGCCUUUCGAGAUUGCAACACGAACAUUUCCCCACUUGUGCGGUUUGUCAACGGUCUAUUCUACUAGUCGUCGUAACCUAUGUUGAUAGUCUACCACCAACCCAAUUUCAUUCAUUUGGGCCCGUUGAGAGGCAAAAGGGUUCUGUUGCUACUAGUAGGCUACAUACAAACGUUGCGUUGCAGGAAGAAGACGGCUCUUUUUUAAAAGCAGUGUCUCUUGACGCUUUUGUUCCGUGUUUAAAAAAAAAUGUAUGUCUGAUCUAUUCGUCUCUAGGGUGGGUGGUGUCACAGUAGUACUACAAUGAUCGAACGACCAGAAUCUGCAGUUGCCAGCAUUGCACAGAGGAAUCUGGAGGGGUAUGUGGGGUUCGCCAACCUCCCAAACCAGGUGUACAGGAAGUCAGUGAAGAGGGGCUUUGAGUUCACACUAAUGGUUGUUGGUGAGUCAGGAUUGGGGAAAUCCACACUCAUCAACUCCCUCUUCCUGACUGACCUGUACUCCAAGGAUUACCCAGGGCCAUCCCUACGGAUCAAGAAGACUGUUCAGGUGGAGCAGUCCAAGGUUCUGGUGAAGGAAGGGGGUGUCCAACUCACUCUCACCAUCGUCGAUACACCAGGGUUCGGAGAUGCAGUGGAUAAUAGUAACUGCUGGCAGCCUGUCAUUAACUACAUUGACAGUAAGUGUGAGGACUUCCUGAAUGCGGAGUCCAGGGUGAACCGAAGACUGAUGCCAGACAACAGGGUUCACUGCUGCCUGUACUUCAUCGCCCCCUCUGGCCAUGGGCUAAAGCCCCUGGACAUUGAGUUUAUGAAGCGUCUCCAUGACAAGGUCAACGUGAUCCCUCUCAUCGCCAAGGCAGACACCCUGACACCUGAGGAAUGCCAGCUAUUCAAGAAACAGAUCAUGAAGGAAAUCCAAGAACACAAGAUCCAGAUCUACGAGUUUCCUGACAUAGAGGACGAUGAGGACAGCAAGCUUAUCCGGAAGAUCAAGGAGCGGAUGCCUCUGGCAGUGGUUGGCAGCAAUGUGGUGAUCGAAGUAAACGGCAGGAAGGUCAGAGGUCGUCAGUACCCCUGGGGCGUGGCAGAAGAGGGCAUUUUUGUGGAGAACGGGGAGCACUGUGACUUUACUGUCUUACGGAACAUGCUGAUCAGGACCCAUAUGCAAGAUCUGAAGGAUGUGACUAACAACGUCCACUAUGAGAACUACCGCAGCAGGAAGCUUGCUGCCGUCACCUGCAAUGGAGGAGUGGACACCAGCAAGACCAAGAACCAAAUGACCAGGAGCCCCCUGGCCCAGAUGGAGGAGGAGCGGAGGGAACAUGUCAUGAAGAUGAAGAAGAUGGAGACUGAGAUGGAGCAGGUGUUUGAGAUGAAGGUCAAGGAGAAGAAACAGAAACUGAAGGACUCUGAGGCCGAGCUGGAGCGACGCCACGAGCAGAUGAAAAAGAACUUGGAGGCUCAGUAUAAGGAACUGGAGGAGAAGAAGCGUCACCAUGAGGAAGAGAAGUCAAACUGGGAGGCACAGCAACGUAUACUGGAGCAGCAGAAACUUGACGCUUCUAAGACCAUGGAAAAGAACAAAAAGAAAGGAAAAAUAUUUUAAGAGUUGAACCUAUUCCUCCAAUGAAAUAUUACAAACUUGUUUUUACAUCCUUUUAGAUCUGUAACCCGCAAACCACACCACACACACACACAUAAUGUACUAUAGUAGACAUUCCAUACCAACAUUCCAAAUGUAUGUUUCUCUUGCAGUACAUGUCAGACAUGGACCUCACACACCCCAAUUACUCACUCUCAUACAGUACAUACAACACACCCCAAUUACUCACUCUCAUACAGUACAUACAACACACCCCAAUUACUCACU